This is a messenger RNA of Malus domestica (apple), 638 nucleotides long. RefSeq names its product protein BRICK 1. Gene Ontology annotation, cellular component: SCAR complex. The record is from RefSeq and is a predicted model, not a curated record. NCBI's taxonomy places the organism in Eukaryota, Viridiplantae, Streptophyta, Magnoliopsida, Rosales, Rosaceae. Gene Ontology annotation, biological process: regulation of actin polymerization or depolymerization; actin filament organization; cell motility. Gene Ontology annotation, molecular function: protein-containing complex binding.
GAGUAGCUGCUUGGCUUCCUUUCCAAUAGAGCAAUCUGUAGAUGAAAGAAAUAAUCAAUUUUGUACUGAGUUUGUUGGAUGGUUGAUUUCCCUGGUGUGUGUGAGAGAGAGAGAGAGAGAGAGAGAGAGAGAGAGAGAGAGAGAGAUCAGAAAUGGCGCGGGCAGGUGGGAUAACAAACGCAGUGAACGUAGGGAUAGCGGUCCAAGCCGAUUGGGAAAAUCGCGAGUUCAUCUCCCACAUUUCUCUCAACGUCCGCCGCCUCUUCGAUUUCCUUGUCCAAUUCGAGGCCACAACAAAGAGCAAAUUGGCGUCGUUAAACGAGAAGCUUGAUGUAUUGGAACGUAAGCUAGAACUUCUUGAAGUUCAGGUGGGUACUGCAUCAGCCAACCCUUCGCUUUUUGCUCGUGAUGCUUAGCGAAUCAUGCCAUUGUCAUAGACUAUAGUGUACACGGGUUUCCUGUAAGCAUUCCUCCUGUCUAUAGUGUGGACAUGAACAUAUUUCUUCGCCUUGUAACGCAGUUCAAAAUCAAUCUAUUCGUUUCUUCUGGUUUUAUUCGAGUAGAAGAUGUAUCAUUGUUUGUCGUAAGGUUAUUUUGUGAAUUAUACGCUUGAAACAAAGCAUGCUCUGGUUAGAAUC